UAAGAAGUUGACAGGAGCGUCUCCGUCAAACGCCUAUAAAUAAAAGCCAGAAACCGAGAGCGCAUUUUCUCAGUCUUCAUUCGCUACACACAAACACAAUCCAGAGAAAUCCAGCUGAGAAUUCAGAGGUGCUUCAGUAUCGGUAAUCUGUGCAAGGUGUUGAAUAUGGCCAACAGUGGUGGAGAAGGGAGUGGAAAGAAUUCAGGAUCCUCAUAUCCAAAUGUUGCCCUGAAUGAAAGGAUCCUCUCAUCUAUGUCGCGGAGAUCUGUUGCUGCUCACCCCUGGCAUGACUUGGAGAUCGGACCUGGUGCACCAGCAGUUUUCAACUGUGUUGUUGAAAUUAGCAAAGGCAGCAAGGUCAAGUAUGAGCUCGACAAAACAAGUGGCCUCAUAAAAGUUGAUCGUGUUCUUUACUCAUCGGUUGUUUAUCCACACAACUAUGGUUUCAUCCCACGAACAAUUUGUGAGGAUAGUGAUCCUAUGGAUGUCCUGGUACUGAUGCAGGAGCCCGUGUUACCUGGUUCUUUUGUACGUGCUCGUGCUCUUGGAUUGAUGCCCAUGAUUGAUCAAGGUGAAAAGGAUGACAAAAUUAUUGCAGUAUGUGCUGAUGACCCUGAGUUCCGUCAUUACAAUGACAUCAAGGACCUUCCUCCACAUCGCCUUGCAGAAAUCCGUCGAUUCUUUGAGGAUUACAAAAAGAACGAGAACAAGGAAGUUGAAGUUGAAGACUUUCUACCCGCUGAGGCUGCCAUUGAUGCCAUCAAAUACUCCAUGGACCUGUAUGCAUCUUACAUUGUGGAAAGCUUGAGGCAGUAACUACCUGGAGACUAAUUGGUGAAUUGGAUGGAACCACCUAGUAGUAUAACGAGGCCGAUAGACUUCUUGCUCAAUGCCUCUGUGUCCAAGUUUAAUGCUUCAACUAUUAAACUGUUUCUUUGUGUUUCGAUGGAACUUAUGCUGCACUUUUGAUCACAACUAUAACCAUUUCUGGAAAAGAUGGGGUUUCUGCUCAUCUAAACUUCCCUGGAUGGCUGGAUGUGUGGCUGUCA
Molecule: messenger RNA, 1049 nt
Organism: Rosa chinensis
Lineage: Eukaryota; Viridiplantae; Streptophyta; Magnoliopsida; Rosales; Rosaceae
Product: soluble inorganic pyrophosphatase
Exons: 9
Coding region: 166-816 (216 amino acids)
Biological process (GO): phosphate-containing compound metabolic process
Cellular component (GO): cytoplasm
Molecular function (GO): magnesium ion binding; inorganic diphosphate phosphatase activity
Source: RefSeq, a predicted model, not a curated record